UUAUAAUUAGUUUACUAUUUUUAAUUGUCAUAUGGUUUCUCACUGUUAGAGUUGUUCUGUUUUAAUAUUUCAAUUUUAUCUAGGUUUUCUAUUAGUUUACUUGUCGUUUUAUUGUCCGUUUUUUUAUUUGUAGUAAAUUACUUUUAAGGUUGUGUUUUUGGUUUACCAAUAGUUUUUUAGUUGUUUACUUCUUUUCAUGAUCUAUAUGCAUAUCAAUAUUUUAUCCUAGUAUUUCGUUUAUUUAUUUUUUAUUAAUUCAUAUUAGUAGAUGUGUUGUUUACUAUGUAUUUACAAAGGGUUUACUGAUUAUUCAAUAUCAAUUACUAUUUGUACUCGCUAACUUGUUUUAUUUGUUAUUCAUUAGGACUGGAAUUACUUUAUUAGGCUAGAAGAUCAUUUUUUUCUUAAAAUUGGCCAUCAUGUUGGUGGAAAUGUGGUUGUCAACUUGAAGAAGACUUUGUCUAAGAAAACGCUUGACAGAUUUGCAAAAAGCUACUUUGGCAAAUUUUUAGGCAUGCAAGAGAAGUACAAGUUGAAACCUCAGCUUAUUCACUAUUUGCUUUUAAUGGAGGUUAAGCAACCAGUUUUUUUUAUGAAUUAUGGUUGAAAGUGUCUGGUAGGUUUUUACAAUUUUCACUUGAUGAGUUUGCUCUUAUAACUAGUUUGAAAUGUCAAGGGAGUGUUGAUAAGAAGCAAUAUAGGAGUCUUAGUUCUGAUUUGAAAGAAAGAUGUUUUGGAAAUAUAACUAAGAUUACAAAGAAAUGCGUUGAGGACUGUUUUCUAUUAAUGCGUUGGGACAAUGAGAAUGAUGCUUUUAAAAUGGCAGUCUUGUAUUUCAUUGAAUACUUUUUGUAUAACAACAAAACUGAGUCUAAUGUUCCGAAUGAACAUUUUUAUCUCGUUAGUAGUGGGGAGUUUGAGAAUUUUCCUUGGGGUAAAGACUUGUUUCAUACACAUUAGUGUUUCUGAAAAGUAAAUUGAGUUCGCUGAAAAAAUAUGAUUAUUUUAAAUAAAAAAUUAUGCUGCUCGUACAAAUUUACGAUACGAUGGCUUCCCCUUGUGUUUUCAAACAUGGUUUUUAGAAUGUUGUCCCAUUGCCAAAGACACAAUUGCAUCCUGUAUGGGCACACAAGUGCCUCGUAUUUUGCGGUGGAAGUCGUCAAUUCUUAGAGACCGGCAGUAUUUGACCUGUACAAUUUUCAGUCAGUCAGCAAAACAGUUGCAAUUGUGCAAUAGACAACCCACUACGGAGGAGAGGCUGGAAUUGAAUUUGGACGGUUUUUUUUAAAAAGGGAAGGAAAAAGUUUAUGAAGAUGUUGUUGAUCAAGAUUGCUUAAAUGUGGUUGGUCGAAGACGGAACUCGAUAAACUGGUUUUGAAUCAAAGAAAAUUUGGCUAAUGAUUUUGCAAAUUACUAAUCUUAUUCUAAGAAUCAGUUUUCAGAGAUUUUAAAAACUUUAGCUGAACUGAAGAGCAUAAUGUCCACUGCUACCAUGCAAACUGAAGAUAAGCUGGAUCCUGUUGGUGAAGCAUCUUCUUUUGAAGAGACUAUGAGUGAUCGUCGUACUGGCAAUGAAGACAGUGGCAAUAAAAAAGGCGAUGAUGAGGAUGAAAGCAAUGAUAGUGAAGAUGAUGACAAUGGCAAUGACAAAGACGUCGCUCAUUUUGAUAAAACAGAAGAUGGUUAUUAUGAAGAUGGUCCAACUGAGGAGAAGGCUGGCCAAGAUUCAACUACAAACAUCAAUGGUAGUGAGAUGGCAGAGGCUGAAAAGGACGUUGAGAAAAACGAGGAGGAGAGUAAAAAGGGCGAUGAUGAUGUUGAUAAAAUUGAGGAAGAGAGUAGAAAGGGCGAUGAUGAUUUUGAGAAAAACUGAGAAGAGAGUCGAAAGGGCGAUGAUGAUGUCGAGAAAAACGAGAGCCGAGAGGAUGCUGAUGUUGAUUGUCCGCUUGUUGCAAAAAAGAAUGA
Mercurialis annua (annual mercury) is the source of this 1965-nucleotide messenger RNA. Its product is annotated as spore wall protein 2-like. Bases 1478 to 1873 code for a protein of 131 amino acids. NCBI's taxonomy places the organism in Eukaryota, Viridiplantae, Streptophyta, Magnoliopsida, Malpighiales, Euphorbiaceae. The transcript has 4 exons. The record is from RefSeq and is a predicted model, not a curated record.